Molecule: messenger RNA, 1080 nt
Organism: Solanum lycopersicum (tomato)
Lineage: Eukaryota; Viridiplantae; Streptophyta; Magnoliopsida; Solanales; Solanaceae
Source: RefSeq, a predicted model, not a curated record
AUGCACACUAGAUUCACUACUAUCAUCAAUGAGAUUUACUCUCUAGGUGAAGUAAUUCCAAACGGAAAGGCAGUCAUAAAACACUUGAGCUUCUUACCUGAAUCAUGGGAAAGUAAAGUUGAAGCAAUUACUGAAGCACGUGACUUAGAUAAGAUUGCUAUGGAAAAGAUCAUUGGAAACCUCAUAUUAUACGAGCUGAAGAUAAAUCAAGAAAAAGAGAUUGGUAGUAAAAGGAAAGAAAAGAAUUUGUCUUUAAAAACUACUACUUCUAAAGAUUUUGAGAAUGAAAACAUUGCACUCAUGGACAAAAGUCCAGACCACUUUAUAAAAUUCUGUCCACUAUGGGCGUUAGAAUACAAGAAAAACAACCCAGAAAAGGCAAAAGAAGAUAGAUAUAUUCCCAAUAACCUGAGAAGGACAAAUCAAGAGGCCGACAUAUCCAUGAAAAAGGUACUCGCUGCAAUAGGAGGCAUAUCUGAAGAGGAAUCUGAGAAUGAAGAAAUCAAGAAUCAAUCUCUACUUGCAAUAAAACAAGAAGAUAAAUACUACUUUUUCGUAUUAGUGGCGGUAACUGAAGAAGCAAACAAAGAAGAGCAAGAAGAAGAAGACCAAAACAGUCAGUCAUGUCCUUAUGAGUCUCAUCUAAAAGCAAGAAAGAGAAUACUUAGGUACCUCAAAGGUUCUGUGAACCUAGUGCAAUGGUACCAAGAAGGAGACUCAAUUGGUUUAAUUGGACGUGCUGAUGCUGACUACGCCAGAUUCUUAGUUGAGCAAAAAAGUACAUUUGGAAUGUCAAAGUAUCUAGGACCAUUUCUUGUCUCAUGGGCCACUAGAAAACAAAAUUUCGUUGCCCUCUCAACAGCAGAGGGAGAAUAUGUAGCAGCUGCAUCUUGUUGUGCCCAAUUAUUAUGGAUAAAGCAACAAUUAGAAGACUUUGGGAUUAAGACGGGUUAUAUUCCCAUUAUGUGUGAUAACACUAGUGCUAUCAAUAUGGCAAAGAACUCGGUCCAUCGCAAGCACACUAAACAUAUUAACAUUCUACAAAACUUUCUGAGAGACAAUGUUGAAAAAAGGAUUUAA